AUGUGCAUAGGUCCUCUCAAGGGUGAAGUUGCCCUGUCCUUUAAGGUGGAAGGCAAGCCCGUGACCAUGACAGCUGUUAUUCCAUCACCAUCAUCGGCAGUGGAGACAGGAUUUCCGUCCUCCCAACGCCUCUUGCAUCGCUACACAGCAAGCCUUCAGAUCACUGAGCUACUUGACCGAUACAGUGCCACGGGGAGUGAUGAGGAUCGAGCCAGCAUAGUGGACUUACCAUCAAAGUGCUCACCUAUCCUUGUAGACAGAAGCCUCAGUCUACGACCGCCCUUCGAUACGGUUGUUGAAGAACCCGAAUCCGACAUCAUUCUCAAAAUAGCUGAACUCCAGCUCUUCUCUGGAGCUUGGACUCGGAGCCCUGAACUGACUAAAGCUCUCUCUCUACCCUCGGCAAAGAUGGACAGCGUACCAACUCAGUUUAUCGGUUUCCACGAAGACAUUUGGACGACAGCCCUAGUUUUGGCAUUUCUACGCCUGAAAACUAUUAAACAGCAGACAGAAUGGCAACUCCUGGCCAAGAAGGCACAUGAUUGGCUUCGCAAAGUCAUGGAUGAGGCGACAGCCAAUCAAGCGAUCGAGGUUGCGUGUCAAACCAUUGGUGGGACAACCUAA
Messenger RNA from Hydatigera taeniaeformis, 624 nucleotides. Lineage: Eukaryota; Metazoa; Platyhelminthes; Cestoda; Cyclophyllidea; Taeniidae. The record is from the annotation of a GenBank genome assembly.